UUCUUGGAGAAAAACAACGAUUGAGAAUGGUGAAAGUCCAAAACAUUCAUCAGGGAAAGAUGCCAACAUCUGGGGAUCCCUGUAUCUCAUGGUCAUCUGAACCAUUAACGCACAUUACCAUUGUAAACAUUGUAAUGGCAUUGUGGUAG
This is a messenger RNA of Racocetra persica, 149 nucleotides long. Lineage: Eukaryota; Fungi; Glomeromycota; Glomeromycetes; Diversisporales; Gigasporaceae. The record is from the annotation of a GenBank genome assembly.